AUGACCAUGAAUGAAAUAAUUCAAGCAACAUCCCAGGACGUUGACCUCCAAAUGGCCAUUAAAUAUGUCAAAUCUGGAAACUGGAAUAACCCAAGCAAAAACAAAAUCAUUGAUACCCUGUCACGCUGCAAAAACGAGCUGUCGGUAGUAAAUCUUCAAAAUGGUGAAAUUCUGCUGCAUGAGUCCAGGAUUGUUAUCCCUAGGCAAUUACAAGAUAAAGUGAUAUCAUUAGCUCAUGAGGGUCAUCAGGGAAUUGUUAAAACCAAACAAUUAUUAAGAGAGAAAGUGUAUUUCCCAGGCAUGGAUCAAUUAGUAGAAGCAAAAUGCAAAAGUUGCAUUCCGUGUCUAGCAGCAACAAAUAAAAAGACUCAAGAACCGCUGCAAAUGAGUGAAAUGCCAAAAUAUGCGUUUCAGGUAGUUAGCUUGGACUUUUGUGGACCAUUUCCAGAUGGAAAGUAUUUACUCGUGCUAAUGGAUGAAUACUCACGUUUCCCGUUCGUUGAAGUACUUAAUUCAAUCACAGGCAACACAGUGAUUCCUGUGCUAGACAAAUUUUCUCAGAAGCAGGGAUUCCAGAAGUGUUAA
Mercenaria mercenaria is the source of this 585-nucleotide messenger RNA. RefSeq lists its product as uncharacterized. The transcript has a single exon. Bases 1 to 585 code for a protein of 194 amino acids. Gene Ontology annotation, molecular function: nucleic acid binding. The record is from RefSeq and is a predicted model, not a curated record. NCBI's taxonomy places the organism in Eukaryota, Metazoa, Mollusca, Bivalvia, Venerida, Veneridae.